AUGAAUAAUGCUCAGAAAUCCAAAAGGGAGGGAGGGUCUGUGGAGAACGAGAAAGUUCGCAUGCAGCAGAGUCGUCCUCUGACGAGGAUUCACCCCCUUUCACCCCGACGAGCAGAGCACCUAAGCGAGCCCGUCCGUCUACGUCCAGGGGCCGUGGACUGGGUCGGGGUUGGCGUGCCCCGAGAGGCCGAAGUGCUGGCAACGUAG
This is a messenger RNA of Knipowitschia caucasica, 207 nucleotides long. The record is from the annotation of a GenBank genome assembly. NCBI's taxonomy places the organism in Eukaryota, Metazoa, Chordata, Actinopteri, Gobiiformes, Gobiidae.